Messenger RNA from Calliphora vicina (urban bluebottle blowfly), 1182 nucleotides. It is a transcript of the gene dap, whose product is annotated as dacapo. Gene Ontology annotation, molecular function: cyclin-dependent protein serine/threonine kinase inhibitor activity. Gene Ontology annotation, biological process: regulation of cell cycle. Gene Ontology annotation, cellular component: nucleus. The transcript is spliced from 3 exons. The record is from RefSeq and is a predicted model, not a curated record. NCBI's taxonomy places the organism in Eukaryota, Metazoa, Arthropoda, Insecta, Diptera, Calliphoridae. Bases 402 to 1151 code for a protein of 249 amino acids.
UAAACAAUUUAUUUAACAAAUAAUUAACUCUACCUAACCUCACUUCAUCUAUUGUUUGUGAGAAGAAAGAAAGAAGAAAAUACAACAGAAUUUGUUUUUGUGUGUUGUGUUGUUUAUUGGAGCAACUGUACUGGGUUGAGGUGGAGCAAAAAGCUUUUAUUUUCUACACAAAGUGGGGAAAUUGUCAGUUAUUUUGGCGCCAAAUUUUUGACAGUUGCCAUAAGCAAAAGACGCAAAUAAAUAAAAAAAAAACAUACAUAAAAGUGAAUAAGUUGGAGAACUGAACAAAAAUAUAGAAAAAAACAGACAAAAACAAGUGAAGGUUAUUAAUAACUACAAAUAAAACAUCUAAACAAUAAUAAUAAUAUUACAAAAAAGAUAUUAAUAAAAUAAUCAUAAAAAUGUCGGCUGCUCGUGUUUUGAAUCCUAUGCUUAAUGAGUUCUGCAAAAUGACCUCAAGUCCUCAUGCCAUGAGAGCAAAUCUUUCCUGUGGCCGUCAAUUGAAUCGCAUCAAAAGAGAUCUCUUUGGACCAGCCAACCCCAUUGAAACCAACAAAAUCUUCAAUGAGGAAUUAGAAAAACACCAAGAGAAGGCUGCCAAGAAGUGGGGAUUUGAUUUUCGCAAUGGCUCUCCAUUAACUGCCAAUCCUCAAUAUAUAUGGGAACGUGUUUCCUCACAAGAAAGUGGCAUUGCUCCCGAAAUGUACACUUUAACACGGGCCGCCCAUGUCAGACCUUUAGCCGCUACCCCUGCACCCAAAAGCCACAUGGAAAUGUUAAUGGAAGAACGUGCCGAUCGUGAAAAUAAUUUCAAUAUAUCCCAGUCAGCCACCGAUACAGAUUCCUGCGAUGAUUCACAAGAUGAAUCAAUGGUGGUUUUCAAAGUUCCCGCUGGUCCCAAUAAUGCUGAAACCUCAUUGGCAGUGCCCCGCAAAACACAAUUGCGCAAAAGACAACCCAAAAUAACAGAAUACAUGAAAGAACGCAAACGUUUGGCUCAAACACCCAAAAAAGUAUCUCCUGCUAAGCGUAUGCGUACCUCUUCUGGAUCCUCUUCAGCGUCAUCAUCUUCUGCAUCACAUUUCAACCAUGCUGUCAAUGCCAACAGCAUAGCAGCGCAUUUUUCUGUAAGAACACAGCGUCAUAAUUAGUUUUUAUUACAAAAAAAACAAAAAACUAAAA